AUGGAAGUUAGAGCACUUGUGGCUAACACACAUAAAAGAGAGUACCAUGAAGUAUAAAAAACUAAUAUUUAAACUAUCACUUCACAUAAUGAGUUAGCUUAAGGAGCAUCUGAAGAAGAUGAUAACAGACAUUAACUAGAUAGCAAUAGAGGUAAUUAACUUCAUGAGUAAAAUGGAGAAUUCACCGGAAAGUCUCAAAUUCUUGUAAACAUUGCAAGCAAUAGUAAGGAGGAUUUAAAGUUGAAGGAAAAUAAAUCAGAUUCUAAUUUCAAUCGAGCAAUGAAUGAAAACGAAAUUCUUUAAUCAUACUUUGACAAAUCAAUUCAGCUACUUAACUACAACCUAAGUGUUGCUAAAAAUGAUUCAGAUCAGCAAUAAAUUCAAGAUCAAAAUAAUUAGCUGGGUUAUUUUAAAUAUAAAGACAAGAGGAAAUAGAUGAAUAAUGUUUAAAAACAGAUUGAAAAAACACUCAAAACAUAGAAUAAUUGCUUUCUUCCAAAUUACAAACAAAAUACGAUGAUGAAAAGGUUCAAGCCGAACGUAUUAGCUACUGAUUUAAUUAAGAACGAUAAGCGAAAUAAAAUGCUGUCGAAGAGUUUUGAAUUCAAUGCCAAAACUAAGAAAAUUAAGAAGCUGAGGAAAAUGAAUAAUGUUGUAGUAGGUGUUAACAUCUCUCCAAAGACCACUUAAUAAUAAAUUGUAGUGAUGAAUCAUAGUACUUAAGAGAUUUAAAUGAUUGAUAGUACUGAUAUAAUGAAGAACCCUGAGAAAGUUAUAAAAAUAUAGACAGUUAUAAGUGACCCUAAAGUUAGACCUUAGGACAAGCAUCAAAGUAGAAGUUUUGCCUUAUAGAAAAAGCAAGGAUUAAAAUUAAAGAAUUAGUAGAGCAGUAGUCUAGGAGCAUGGAAAGUGUAAAAUCAUCACUAAAGUAGUCCUAGUAAUAACAAUAAAUCAAGUGAACAACACAGCAGAGGUAACUAUAAACAUUAACAUAUUGUCUUUGACUAGAAUAGUUCAAAACUCUCUUUUGACUAGGCUUCACCAUUAAACACUGAACUUGCGAUGUUUGAUGAUAUAAGGCAAAUGCAGCCAAGAAAUUUGCAUCAGUAACCCCCUGCUAAUAUCUUCCAGUAGUCUAUUCUUAAGUAAAAAGAAAUUAGUUAGAACAGUGAGUUAAAGCACUCUACAUUCAAUAAAAACAUCCUAGUAAGAGAUGACGAAAUCAAUAACACAAAUUAAAGCUAGUAAAAAAGGAAAAAUACUAACUCUUUUAGCAUGGACUCGAAAUUGCAAUUCAAUCAGUUAACUGAGGAUCAUCGAAAGGUUUUUGACUCUUAAAAUAUCAGUAGUGAUAAUCAUAAAAGACAUACUUCAAAUAUCUAGCCAAUUGAUGAAAGAGGCAUAAAAUCCUCAAUUGGUCAACUUAGCUCUGGCUAAAAUGAAUACUUGAGCAAAAGUAUUGAAGUUGUAGUUUAAAGGACUAGUCACAGCAAUAGUAAAAUUACAUCAUUCAAAGACUCAACUCCCAAUAAUAUUUAAUAUCGAAAUAUCUAUGGCAAUAGUGCUUAUAUCAUGACACCUAAACAUACUAGGAUUCAGAAUAAUUAAGAGCAAAUUGAGAAUGCUAAGCCUCACACUAUGAAUAUAAAAUUUGAUGAUCCACAUAUGAAGAAGAUUGUUUUGAAGAAGUAGCAAAUAAAAGCUUUAAAAGAUGAUUAUGCUGAUCACAUAUAUAAAGGGAGCACAAGCUAGAGAUCACAGAAUAGAUAGCAGCAAGACAAUAUAAUAAUGAAUCAUGAUUUAGUACAAUUUGGAAUAAAGGUUAAGACUAAAACAUUAAAGUCAUCCAAAACCAUUAGAUAGGACAAUGAAAGAAAAGCAAAGAAAUAAAAGAGCAAUAAAUUGCAUCUCUAGCAGCUUCAACUUGAGGAAAAUAAAUAGAUUUAGGAUAAAGAUCACUAGUCAAGCAGCUUAAAUAAAGAUAAUCCAUAUGUGACAUCUUCAAUGACUGCUCACUUAGUUAUAUAAAAUGGAAUAUACGAUACAGUAACACAAGAAAGCAAUAUGCAGAAAUUGGGAUUGGUUGAGAAUAGAUAUGAAUAAAAUGAAGGUUCUCCGUUUAUUUAUAAAUCUAAGGAGAAGGAUAUUCAAUCUCAAGUUUAAACCAACAAUCAUCUCUAAGUGCCUUAGGAAUCUGAUUCUAAUAUGAUAAUUACAAUUGAUAGAUUGUCUGUAUCAAGGCAUAUUCAAUCUCAUUCUGUAACUCCAAUGUGUGAGCCUAUCUAUCCAGAUUUAGCAACUGAUGCUAGCAAGGAGAAAUUCCUAAGAAAUUUCGAUGAAAACGACCAUAGAAUGACGAUUGAUUUACAUUAGUCAUAUAGGCAUUACAAAAAUAAAUCUUCAAAAAUAUAUCAAGUUACCAAUAAUAAUGGGAGAUCUGAUAACGAGACUUUGAUAUAAUAAUAACAAUAACAGCUUCAAGUAUCAUUGAAGGAUAUUUAAGAUGAGACAUUAGAAACUCAAUACUUCAACAUGAAUUAAGAUUUGAACUUUGAAGAUAAACAGCUUUUAGAAUAAAUAAAGGCAAUGACUAAAGAUCAAAAAAUGGCAUAUAGUUUGUAUUGGUAGAUAGAAUAGCAAAGAAAAAGAGAGGUCCAAGAUUAGACUCACAAAUUCAAUCCCUAUAUCUAUCAAAGAAAGCAAGAGGAUGAGGAAAAUAGGCUACUUUCUAAUAGAAUUAAAAAGAUAAAAGAGAGACAAUAGCAGUCGCUUGGUGUCUCUGGAACUAAUAUUAAAACUAUUGGUCAAAAGAUUGUAGAUUAUGUAAGGGAUUAAUAUGAUCAUGUGAUAAGGUAGCAAGUUCAGCAAGCCCUUGUCAAUUUUCAUGAAUAAGUUUAAUUAUAAUAAGCUUAAUAAUAGAACGUUGAUCAGAGUAAUAUUAACAGCAUGAGCCCAUUACACAAAAUUGUAGAUAAAAAAUUUAAAAAUGGAAAUACAGAGUCACUGACAAAUAGUGACCUAAUGUUAAUGAGCGGGGGGCUUAUGAUGAGUCAAAAUUAAAAACUCCAAAAUAAAUAUGGUCAGAAUACUCAUAGGCAAAAUUUGAGGAAAGGAGAUGGAUCAAUGGCUUUUAAUAGUGAUAUUGGAAUGCAUCUUGAUAACUCUAACCUAAGCAAGAGUCCAAUAAGAUCUCCUCAUAUAGUUGGUAAAUCUUAAACAGUUUCUAAAUCAUAAUCCCAAAGAAAACGAAUUCACUCUUAAAAUAAGCACAUUAUUAAUCAAAUAAAUAAAGACAUUAAAGAAGAAUCUUAGAUUGUUACUCAAAACACCCAGAAGUAGCAGCAAGAUCUUGAAGAGAUUCAUUACUAUUACUCUCCUACUCCAAAUGAGCAGAGUAGGUCUGAUCUUUUGAUUUAUCAGGAUAAAACUGUUAGUGGAUAGAGCAUUCAAUAAGAUUCUUCAAUAGCUAUUUAAAACAAAUAACUUAAUCAAGACUCAUAAGCACACAAUGAGUAUACAUUUGAUAUUCAAAGAGAAAUAGCUGAGUCAUAAAAGGACUUUAAGACAGCUAGAAUUAGUAAUAUUUACUAUGAGGAUUAGACUUAGUCUAAAGCAGUUGAGAUUCCAAAUGACUAUGUGGAUUAGUUUAUGAAUCUCAACAUAGACUCUCAUAAUAUUUCUCAUCAGUAGUUGAAAUCUAAUAAGUAAGAAGAUCAAUAACUGGCUAGCUCUAAGUUUUAAUUUAAAACGAGUUAGCAUAGAUCUAAUGCCAACUUUGCCUAUCAUCCUUAAUCAAUAAACUCCAAUUAUUCAGCUAAUAAAUAGUCAUUUUAAAGGAAAACCCUUGAGGAAUCAGAUAGAACAUCUUAUAGAAUUACAAGACCUCUGCUUCAUCCAGAUUUCAAUCUCCUUACUCAAAAUGCCACUCCUAACAUCAUAGAUAGACCAGUCUAUGAGAGGUCUGCAGAUUAUGAGUUAAAGCUUAAUGAGAUAAAGAAAGAACAGAUACAAACCAAGAUAGCAAAAUCCUAUUCAAAGAUGAUGAACAAAAUUGGAAUGGAGCUAAGGAAUGUUGGACCCAAAUCUCUUAAGAACUUAUCAUUUCUCUAGGGUAAAUAAGCUACAGAAUCAAGUGUGAAAGAAAUAAUGCUGACUAAUUUCUCUUAGAACCCGAAUAAUUUGCAAUUAGAGUAAAUAACUCAUCCUAAAUCAUAGAGCAUGCCUAGGCACUAAAGAAAACGACAUGAAAUUCAUGUCAAUAUAACAGCUAGUAUAAGUACUGCGUCCUUCAAGGGAGAUAGAGCAGCUGAGUUCGAAGAAAAUAAUCAGGGUACAGCAGUUUCAGCAUUUAAAAUCAAAUAAGGUAGGACUGAUUUUAACUUGCAAUCAGCUAGAUAGAAAAUCAAAGUUGAUAAUAAAGGUAGGGAUUACUAUAGUAAUAAUAGAUACAACAGCAUGAGUCAAAAUGAGGAUUAGCUAAAUGACUCAAAUUUGUAGCAAAUUAGAGAUGCCAAAUACAAGCAUAGUUAUAUGAUGAACGAGUCCUAACUGGUAUUAAGCUAGCAUAAGGAAUCAGUCUAUGAACCUUAAAUGAAAGUCUUUGAUGAAAGAGAUCAUGAAAAAACAAAGGUGUUAAUGAUGAAAACAUCCAGAUUAAGUCAGAGGCUAGGUGGUCUUAGCAAAUCUUAACUUUAAAAUUCAUUCGCUCAUAACAAUAGAAAGGUAGUCACCACACAAAACAAGUCUAAAGUAAUAUAGAGCUUCCAAAACAUAGUCCCAACAUAAAUGUCUGGACCUAUUAAUUAAUAUGGAGCAAGAAUCUUGAAUCAUCCCUCAAGUCUAUCAAGUUAGCAGAAUCUAAAUGCAAUCGCAUCCUCUGAUAAUAAUCACUAUGGUAUCUAAAGUAAUGCAACACUUAACAAGAAUUACACAGCUUCUAAUAAGUCAGUACUAAUAAAUCAAAGUACAGCUAUGUCAGCUUAAUACCAAAGACCUUUUACAGGUGAGAAUAUCAAGCGUUUAAAUAGCAACAACCGUCAGAGAAUGUAAAACCUAAUUAACAAUUAGAAUCAGAAUUAGCCAAGGUCUCAUAGUUUGUUCCAAAGCCAAUAUGGUUCCUAGAUCAUGUAACAAUAGCAGUAAACCUAUACUGACCAGGCAUCUUAUCAGAAUAUUCAAUUUGCUGAGAGAGUAUCAACUGCAAAUUUAGCAACAAGUUUUUCUCAGCUACAUCCCUAAUAGUUAACAAAUUAAAAUCAAGAGAAUAAGCAAGAAUUCAAGCAGAGUAGGUUGCUAAGUGCAUAGACCAAUGACUAAAGAAGACCUAUUCACUCUAACUCUAAGAAUAGAGGGCUAAUUAACAAUUCAAUAUUCUAUCAUCAUUAGAAAUUCGCACAAAUGUAAAAAAGAAUUAACUGA
Stylonychia lemnae is the source of this 5418-nucleotide messenger RNA. Lineage: Eukaryota; Ciliophora; Spirotrichea; Sporadotrichida; Oxytrichidae. The record is from the annotation of a GenBank genome assembly.